AUGCCUCAGAAACAACCCCGAAUCGAAGUGGUACCUCUAGAUAUCAAUCGUGAUCUAUCGUCAGUAGCACAAAUCUGGGCCGCCGCGCUACCCAAUUACCCCCUCCCAGCAGAAAACCUCCGCAAGCUCCUCCCACAGCCAAACGCACAUCACUUCGUCGCCAGAACAUCAUCAUCAUCAUCCUCCAAAACCGUAGGCUUCUGCCUAGCAUACACCACGCGCCAGCAUCAAAAGAACCCAAACGAAAGAUCAACAUCCGGCUACAUCUCCGUCCUUGUGGUGCAUCCCGAGAACCAGGGACAGGGCAUUGGCUCCACCCUACUCAACAAAACCAAGUCCUGGUUCAAGCGGAGCUUCGACUCGUGCCAUCUCGAAAUCGGCAGCGGAUUCCCGAGAUUCUGGCCUGGUGUCCCCAAGGAUUUACCCGAUGCCCAGCGCCUGCUGGAUUUCUUUAUCGAGCGCGGGUUCCAGGUGCGUCCGGACCCGCCGCGCUCGGUGGAUUUGUAUAGAGACCUGAGGAACUUCAGUCUUGACGAGGGGGAGUAUGUCCAACGAGCCGAGGAGGCGGGGUAUACGUUUUCCCCGCUGCGACCGGAGGGGUACGAGGAGUGUUUAGCUGGGCAGGAGAGGAAUUUCUCACAUAAUCCUGACUGGGUUGACAUGUACCACCUGCUAGACCCGGCCUCGAACCCGUCAAGCAUCAUGACUGCGUUCGAUUCGCAGGGCGCACAGGUUGGCUGGACGCUGAUGCUCCCGCCGUCCUCGAGCGUCCUGCAGGAAAACUGGGCGAUGCCGGCGGUGUGUGGGCCCAAGACGGGCCUUGUAGGCUGUGUUGGCGUUGACGACGACCAUCGGGGGUCGGGUGUCGGACUUGCACUCGUGGCGCAUGCUUUGGAGGAUAUGAGGAAGAGGGGGAUGCACGGUGUGUUUGUGGACUGGGUGAGCUUGGAGGGGUUCUAUGAGAGGGUUGGAUUGGAGGUUUGGUGUGCUUAUCGGGGUGGGGAGAUUGAUUGA
This is a messenger RNA of Aspergillus puulaauensis, 1014 nucleotides long. RefSeq names its product putative beta-N-acetylglucosaminidase. Gene Ontology annotation, cellular component: nucleus. The record is from RefSeq and is a predicted model, not a curated record. Lineage: Eukaryota; Fungi; Ascomycota; Eurotiomycetes; Eurotiales; Aspergillaceae. The transcript is spliced from 2 exons. Gene Ontology annotation, biological process: silent mating-type cassette heterochromatin formation; rDNA heterochromatin formation. Gene Ontology annotation, molecular function: acyltransferase activity, transferring groups other than amino-acyl groups; promoter-specific chromatin binding; sequence-specific DNA binding. The coding region runs from base 1 to 1014 and encodes 337 amino acids.